This is a messenger RNA of Labrus mixtus (cuckoo wrasse), 2675 nucleotides long. Its product is annotated as protocadherin gamma-C5-like. Lineage: Eukaryota; Metazoa; Chordata; Actinopteri; Labriformes; Labridae. The transcript has a single exon. The coding region runs from base 177 to 2660 and encodes 827 amino acids. Gene Ontology annotation, biological process: homophilic cell-cell adhesion. The record is from RefSeq and is a predicted model, not a curated record. Gene Ontology annotation, cellular component: plasma membrane. Gene Ontology annotation, molecular function: calcium ion binding.
ACGUAGAAUACAGGGAGGUAGGGAAGGAGACAACAAUGAGCUUCUAUUUUACAAUGUGGCAAAUUGUAUAAUUCAAGCUACAGCCAUGAGCAGUAAAUAUGGAACAUAUUCUUUUGGAAUAACAUCUGCAGCGAUGGAUUUGUGUACUGUUCUAUACAAGAUGUCGGUUGGAAUAAAUGCGUUAUAGCGGACCAAGGAUGACAAAGAGAAAGGGAUACCGAGACUGGCGAUGGCAGGCGCUAUUUUGGCAUCAUUUCUUUCUCUUGUGGAGUACAAUAGACGGACAGACUCGUUACAGCAUCCAGGAGGAACUGAAACAGGGCUCUGUGGUAGGAAAUCUAGCCAAAGAUCUGGAUUUGGGACUGUCAGACAUUUUUGAGCGUAAGCUGCGUGUCGCCUCUGAGGCUGGUAAGCAGUAUUUCAGUGUGGAUGCGGGGAAGGGCGAGCUGAUAGUAAAUGACAGAAUAGACAGAGAGGCAUUAUGUGGACAAAGCGCCAGCUGUGUUCUACCUCUGCAGGUUGUAAUUGAAGAUCCUUUACAACUGUUUCGCGUUGAAGUAGAAAUUCAAGACAUAAAUGACAAUGCGCCUAGAUUUCCAUCGAAUGAUAUCGCGUUGGAGGUUGCAGAAUCCACGGCUUUAGGGGUUCGUUUUCCCUUAGAGAGUGCUAUAGACCCAGAUUCUGGCAGUAAUUCAGUAAAGACUUACACUCUGAGUAGAGAUGAAUGUUUUAAUAUUAGACUUAAAGAGGUUGCCGGUGGGAGAAAAGUCCCUGAAUUGAUUUUAGUAAAAACUUUAGAUCGAGAGAAAAAGGCUGUUCAUAAGCUUUUGUUGACAGCUCUCGAUGGAGGCAACCCAGUAAGAUCAGGGACCGCUCAGUUAUCUAUAACAGUCCUUGACAACAACGACAACGUCCCAGCUUUUGAGAAACCGUUAUAUAAAGUUUCCAUUAGUGAAAACGCUGCAGAAAGAGUCCUGAUAGUGCAAACAAAAGCGACAGACAUGGACGAUGGCCAAAACGGAGAGAUAGAAUACUCUUUUGGAGCUCACACAUCAGAGUCUGUUCUCUCUGUUUUCACUAUUGAUCAAACAACAGGCACAAUAUUUCUAAAUGGUAUACUCGAUUUUGAAGAGACCGCAAAUUAUGAACUAGACGUCAGUGCUAAAGACAAAGGCAGUCCAAGAAUGGAGGGACACUGCACUGUGCAAGUGGAAGUUUUAGAUGUCAACGAUAAUGCCCCAGAAAUCAUACUCACGUCUCAUCCAAAACCAGUGCGCGAAGACUCUCCUAAUGGGACCGUAGUAGCUUUGAUCAGUACCCGAGACCUCGAUUCAGGUGUUAACGGUAAGGUAACAUUACAGCUCCCAAAGAAAUGUCCAUUUGUCUUAAAACCGUCUUUUUCUCAAAAUUAUGCUCUGAUUACCAGCGGCGUUUUAGAUCGAGAAAAUGUCUCUCAUUAUAAUAUUGAGAUAACAGCCACUGAUUCAGGCUCUCCUCCUCUGUCCAAUAAGAAAACUAUACCUGUCAGCAUCACUGAUGUGAAUGACAACCCUCCUGUAUUCACUCAGCCCUCCUAUAAUGUGUAUUUAAAAGAGAAUGGAGUACCAGGCUCUAUCCUGUACUCAGUAUCAGCAUCUGACCUGGAUUUUGGUGAAAACGCCAAAAUCUCUUAUUCUAUACUGGACUCUAAAGUGCAGGACGUUUCUGUGUCCUCUUAUGUUUACAUUAACUCAGAUAACGGCAGCAUCUACAGCAUGCACUCGUUUGACUAUGAGAAACUGAAGGUGUUUCAGAUUCAGGUUCAGGCAAAGGACCAGGGCUCUCCUUCUCUCAGCAGCAACGCCACUGUCCAUGUUUUUAUCCUGGACCAGAACGACAAUGCCCCCGCUGUUAUUUACCCCUCCUCCGCUGCCAUGGGCUCCCUCUCUCAUCAGAGGAUGCCUCGCUCGGCUAAAGCGGGUCACCUGGUUACUAAGGUGACAGCCGUGGACGCAGACUCGGGCCACAACGCGUGGAUCUCCUACAAAGUGUCGGAGGCCACAGACGCCUCUCUGUUCACUGUCAAUCUGUACACAGGGGAGGUGAGGACUAAACGCGCUGUGUCCGAGCAGGACGACUCCUCUCAGAGGCUGCUUAUAGAGAUCAAGGACGACGGGGAACCGGUCCAAUCCGCCACCGUCACGGUGUCCAUCCUUCUUGAGGACGGUCUCCAUGAGCCCAUCUUAGACCUCCGACAGAAAGCGGUCGAGCCCAGCAAGAAAACUGGCAGAAUCACCCUUUAUUUGAUCCUUUCUCUGGCCUCGAUUUCCGUGUUGUCUCUGGUGACUUUUCUCAUCUUAACGGUGAAAUGCAUCAGGAACAGCAGAAGCAGCGCGAGUUGCUGCACGAGACAGAGUGACUGUGACGAUUACAAGAACCCCAACAGAAACCUGCAGAUUCAGCUCAACACUGAUGGACCUAUAAAGUACGUGGAGGUCCUGGGAGGAGACAUGUUGUCUCAGAGUCAGUCCUUCAGGUCCUGUAUGUCUCCCAUGUCAGAGUACAGUGAUUUCACUCUGAUUAAACCCAGCAGCACCACUGACUUUAAGGAGGUCAUCAGUGUCCUGGAUGCGUCUUUACCCGACAGCACCUGGACCUUUGAGAGCCAGCAGGUGAGCUGAGAAAUAAUCAUUUAU